Molecule: messenger RNA, 3692 nt
Organism: Trichomycterus rosablanca
Lineage: Eukaryota; Metazoa; Chordata; Actinopteri; Siluriformes; Trichomycteridae
Gene: anxa13
Product: annexin A13
Exons: 11
Coding region: 66-1016 (316 amino acids)
Cellular component (GO): cytoplasm
Molecular function (GO): calcium ion binding; calcium-dependent phospholipid binding
Source: RefSeq, a predicted model, not a curated record
UUUGGGGUCGGACUCCAGCGUCAGCAGCUUCUCGGUUACAGAUCCUCACCUCGAAAUUUUCUAAAAUGGGAAACUGUCAGCCAACAAUUUUUCCAUAUGAUGAGUUUGAUGUAGUGGCUGACAUCAAGGCCAUCCGGAAAGCCUGCAAGGGUCUAGGCACUGAUGAGAAAGCUAUUAUCGAAAUCCUGGCUAAUCGCUCUGCAGCUCAGCGGUUGGAAAUAAAGCAGGCCUACUUUGAAAAGUAUGAUGAUGAGCUGGUGGAGGUGCUAAAAAGUGAGCUCUCUGGAAACUUUGAGAAUGCCAUUCUUGCCAUGCUAGACCCACCACACAUUUUUGCUGUGAAGGAGCUACGGAAAGCCAUGAAAGGAGCGGGCACAGACGAGUAUGUCCUGGUGGAAAUCCUCUGUACUGCCACCAAUGCUGAAAUUGCCACUUACAAAGAAACUUACUUCCAAGUGCAUGAAAGGGAUCUGGAGUCGGAUGUUGCCGGAGAUACCAGCGGGGAUGUCAGGAGGCUGUUAACGCUGCUGCUCGAGGGAAAUCGAGAUGAGAGUUAUGAAGUGGACGAAGCACUGGCUGAAGAUGAUGCCACUGCCCUUCUUGAGGCUGGAGAGGGUCACUUUGGCACAGAUGAGUCGACAUUUAGCUUCAUCCUGGCCACCAGGAACUAUCUGCAGCUUCAGACUAUGUUUAAAGCUUAUGAAGCAAUUUCAGGAACUGAAAUUUUGGACACCAUUGAGAGUGAAAGUUCAGGAACUCUGAAGCAGUGUUACGUCGCUCUGGUAAGAUGUGCUAAGAACCCACAGCUGUACUUUGCUCGGAGGCUGAACGCAGCCAUGAAGGGCGCAGGCACUGAGGAAGACACUCUAAUCCGCAUUAUUGUUGGUCGCUCUGAGGUCGAUCUGGAGACCAUUAAGGACAUGUACUUGGAGAAAUACGACGUUCCUCUGAAGGAAGCCAUCAGCUCUGAGUGCAGCGGAGAUUUCAAACGCCUCCUAGUGGCUAUCUGCCAUUAAAUCAGGCAACCAUAGGAGCCAAACUCAGUCAGAUCAAGUGCAUAGAGUAGUGAGAUAAAAACUAACACACACACAACUUACCAUGGUCCUACUGAACACAAACACAAGCUGUAAAGUAUCCAGCUCAACACUAUCUGUAGUUCUGAUGUGUCAUUUACUACAAAUUAGUGGAAAGAAUCACUACUACACAGUUUUUUUGUGUACAACACAGCGGUCUUGUGCUGCAUUUAGCCAGACUCAUUCAGUUUUAGCUCUUUAUUAAGAAAUUGGCAUGGCAGGAAAGUUCUGAUGUUGAACGUUAACCAGCAUGAAGCAGUGAAAUGAAAUUUAAAUUAAAUUCUAGUUAACCAAAGUUAUGCUACAAUUAUAUUAUGCAAUGUUAAAUAUCACAAUUCCAGUAUUUUAAUUCAGCAUAUUUUGUAUUUUUAAUGUGUUCUUGGAUUGUGAAAGCAAGCUUAACACUGAAUGUUUUAUUGACUGUUACAGAGUUUAUGCUAUGCAGUUUUAUAACAGUUCUAAGUUGUGGUCAGUUUUGAUUGUUUUCUAGUAAUGGGUUUUAAUGCAUGGUUUGUGAAGAAGGAAAAUGGUCAGUUCAUGUCGCAUAGCUUCAGCUUUGCUCAUUCAUGGUCAGUUAUUACUAACACAAAUAUUUAUUACAUUUAUUACACUUUAUAUUUAACGCCAUGUAUUUUGUUUAGAUUAUACAAUUUUUAUAUAAAUUCUAUUCAGUCUAAAAGUCUGUAAUCAGUCAGAAGUGGACACACACUUGUAAUGAACAGAGAAGCAAUGUAAUAGCAGCAUUGGGAUUUUAAUCAUUUCUGCUAUGGUUCUUUUUCUGUGUUUCAAUGGUUGGAACACAAACUCCUUUGUCCAAUGUCCAAAAAAAAGCUCAUUUAAAUUCAUUCAUUUGCAAUCCUUAUGCCACUUGUACCUCCCCCACACUGGCCGAGGUGAGCUAAGACUAUCAAGGGCCACCCUGGCACAUAGUCACACAGUUGCCAGGUGCAUCUUUUCACCCACCAGUGUUGGAGUCUCACAGAGAGCCAUACCCAUUAUAAAGCAACAGGCUAUUAACUGUGCGAAUACCCCACCACUACAUUUUUAUAUUUACAUUUUUUACAUUUAGCAGACGCUUUUAUCCAAAGUGACAGUAUACAGUCCAGUAUACUACAGGUUAAGGGCCUUUCUGUACCCAUAGAAAUGUGUCUAGAUUGUCUGCACAAGCAUAUAAGUAAGAAAGUCUUGAGGGUUCUUGAUGGUUCUAGGCAACUUUGUGUACUAGCUGUACAACUAAUUGUCUGUAGUAAAAGUACAAAGCACAUGCAACAGUGUUGUCACCUUCUUAUUAAAGGAAAUUAGUUUUAAUAGUCAUAUAUCAUCUAAGAGCCUGCACAAAAAACAGGUCUUGAAGCUGCUGGAACACAGGUGUCUCUAUCCACAGUCAAGUGUGCUGUUACGUUAAAAAAGCUCCGUGAGGGCCGCUCAGGUGGCGCAGCGGUAAAAUACACUAGCACACCAAAGCUGGGAUUUCGAAUACAUUGUAUUAAAUCUCAGCUCUGCCAUCCAGCUGGCUAUAUGAACAACGUUUGGCUGUUGGUUAUCCAGGGAAGGGAGCCGCAUAGGGACUCUCUCAUUACUAAUGCAAUUACGACCUCUGCUGGCUGGUUGAUGGCAUCUGCACAGAGUCAAGGAAUAAUGUUGAUCAGGGUGUGGCUCUCCGUGCACAAGGCUGGUCGGCAUAUUAACUUGCCUCGUGCAGGUGAAAAGAUGCAGUCGGCUGCUGUGCACGUGUUGGAGGGGGCGUGUGUCAGUUUGCGCUCCUCAAUCAGGGCGGGGGUCAGCUCCAGUACAGAGGAAGCAUAAUGCAAUUGGGUUAAAAAAAAAAGCUCAGUGGCCAGUGGUUUUAAGGGCAGUGGAAGCUCAGCGAUUGAGGUACUAGAUGAGUAAUCAGAAGGUCCCUAGUUCAGGUCUCACCACUGCCAGGUGUCCACUGUUGGGCCCUUGAGCAAGGCCCUUACUGUUCAGUUGCUUGAAUUGUAUAUGGUUACGGUUGCUUAGGAUGAAAAAUUCUGUAAAUGUAAAGAAGCAGUGGUGGCUUAGUGGUUAAGGUACUGGACUCAGAUGUCCAGAAGGUUGCUGACCUAUUCCCCACCACCACCAAGUUGCCAAUGUUGGCUCCUUAGCAAGGCCCUUAACCCUCAAUUAAUUACAACUGAUAAUUGUGCUUACAAUUGUAAAUCACAAGUGGUCCCAGAAAUAUCUCAGAAAAAAACACAAAUGUAUCAAAAAGUUCUUUUUAAGUAUGUGUGAAGAAAUAUGUCCAAUCAGUAUGUCACAAAAAUAACUUAAUUUAGAAUUUAAAAUCCCAACACUGUUAUGACUUAUUACAAGUAUAUGUAAACUUUUGAUAUUUACUGUAUGUGGUAGCUUUAAUAUGAAGGGAAAAAUAAGCAGCACCUGGUCUGCUGCUCAUACCCAUGGCAGCUUGGUUUUAACAAUGAGAUCUGACUCACUUUCCCUGUAUGACCACUAUUCUUUGUUGUUACUCAUCCAAAGAAUGACUGUGUGGGACCAGAAAAUAUUAGGGGUAAGAGGUAAAUGGAAAGGGGGGAAUUAAAGACCAAAACUGCCUGUUAAUUACAAUCAAAAUAACAAUAAAAUUGUAACACAAAAGAA